This is a messenger RNA of Xenopus tropicalis (tropical clawed frog), 455 nucleotides long. RefSeq names its product acylphosphatase-1-like. Lineage: Eukaryota; Metazoa; Chordata; Amphibia; Anura; Pipidae. The record is from RefSeq and is a predicted model, not a curated record. Bases 48 to 344 code for a protein of 98 amino acids. The transcript has 4 exons. Gene Ontology annotation, molecular function: acylphosphatase activity; hydrolase activity.
GACUCCUCUCACUUUGUGUUUGCAAGGCUGCAUUAGCCAGUCCGACCAUGAGUUCAACAGGGCUUUGGUCUGUGGAUUACGAGAUUUAUGGGGAUGUUCAAGGAGUCUUCUUCAGAAAGUAUACAGAAGAUCAAGCAAAACGUGUUAGUGCUGUUGGAUGGGUUAAAAAUGCCCCCCAUGGAACAGUAAUAGGUCAAGUCCAGGGGUCAAAGAGCAUAGUGGAAAUAAUGAAAAACUGGCUACAGAAUGUCGGAAGCCCAAUGUCUCGCAUCGACAAGGCAGUUUUCUCCAACGAACAUGAAAUUCAGGCAUUAGAAUAUACCAGUUUUAAAACAAAAUAUUAAUAGUCUGUCCACAUGCAAUUAAACUGAAAACCAACUUUGUUUCUCCAUGCUUUCAUUUUCCUCACCUUUUUUCUGCAUUUAUAAUUCUAGCAAUUAAAAUAACUACUCUCA